Molecule: messenger RNA, 2330 nt
Organism: Austrofundulus limnaeus
Lineage: Eukaryota; Metazoa; Chordata; Actinopteri; Cyprinodontiformes; Rivulidae
Gene: plekho1b
Product: pleckstrin homology domain containing, family O member 1b
Biological process (GO): regulation of myoblast fusion
Cellular component (GO): muscle cell projection membrane; ruffle membrane
Source: RefSeq, a predicted model, not a curated record
CUCNGACCCGGUCCAUUCAGUCACACCGAGGAGCGGCGGAGGCUCCGGGUCUUCUUGCCGAACUUUACCGUCUUUCAUCGUCUCCUCCGCGGGUCGGACAAACAACGGAGACCCGAGAGAAGAACCGACAGCCUGACAGCCGCCGGCAUGAAGAAGAACAGCUCCGAGAAACGGGUGAAGGAGCUGGGUCGGGCCGAUGAGGUCCUGGACCUGUCUGACUAUGAGCGCUGCGAAGAGAUCAGAAAGAACAAGAGCCGCAGCAAAAAGAACCACAGCAAGUUCAGACUGCAGCGCUGCAGCUCACCUGGCAACACGGCUACUAACAUGGUCUUCCUGGCUGUCAGUCCAGAAGACAAAGAGUCCUGGAUCAACAUCCUGAACACGGCCAUCACCAGAGCCAAGAACCGGAUCCUCGAUGAGGUGACGGUCCAGGACUCUCAGCUGUCUCACCUGACCCGGGACCGGGUCAAGAUCCCUCACAACCGCCGGCUGCCGACCCGAGGACACCUGCUGGCUGUGGCCUCCACCUCCUCCCCAGACGGGGUGCUGACUCUGGACCUGAUCCAGGAGGAGGACACUGCGUCUCAUCUUGGCCUCGACAUGGGCUUCAGGGAAGACCCGGAGUCCCUCCUCGGUCCAGACUGUCCCAGGUCCAGAACGGACGGCGAGCUCUCGGCUCGUGCUGCCGAGCCUUCUGGGAAGUCUCAGAGUCUUCCUCGGGAGACGGUGGUCUGGGAGAAGGCGGGCCAGGUCCAGACUUCCCCGUCAGAUCAACGUCCCCCCACCGCCGAGAAGAACCGUUGCUCCUCCAUGGACGAGAUUCUGACUCCCUCAGAGUCCAAAUCAACGAAGACCAGAACCCCGGUGACCUCGCCGCGCUCAGGCUCCGCCCCCUCCGACCCAACAGCACCAAUCAGCCGACUGCAGGAGCUCAUCAGCCAGAACCUGGAGCGGACGGAGCGCCUGCUGACCGAGGUCCGGGCUGACGGGGAGCCAGCGAAGUCCAGCGGGGUCAAAGUGUCUCCUGAGGGGGCACAGGCCCAGACACAGAGACUCCUGCAGGAGGCGGUGGACACCUGGAACCAGGCCCAGGAGGUCCUGGAGGAGGUGAAGGAACUGAGGGCGUUGUACCGACAACUAGACUCCUCCUCCUCAUGGUCCCCCUCCAACAGCUCCAAACUGAGCCAGAACUGCAAGAGCCUCAUGUAGGCCGGCAGCUUGGACUGGUCCAGGACAAGACACAGAACUCAGACCCGGGUCUGGGUCUACGAUGAACCACUUUCAGGUUCUGUUCAGAGUCCGUGUUCAGGAAAUGUUUUUGAAAGUUGUAGUGGGUCCCAAGACCGGACUAAACCUGACCCACAUAAACCAGACUGAAGAGGACUCUGUGGUCCAACCAAACCAGGUUCAACAGAGUCCAUCAGGUCCAACAAAACCAGGUUCAACAGUGUCCAUCAGGUCCAACAAAACCAGGUCCAACAGAGUCCAUCAGGUCCAACAAAACCAGGUCCAACAGAGUCCAUCAGGUCCAACAAAACCAGGUCCAACAGUAUCCAACAGGUCCAACAAAACCAGGUCCAACAGAGUCCAUCAGGUCCAACCAAACCAGGUCCAACAUAGUCCCUUAGGUCCAGCAGAAGUAAAAUAGCCUUUGGCUAACUCUGGCACAUUUACAGAAAUGUCAGUUAAUGUGCACUGUCCCUUCUAAAUAAAUGAAGUAAACCCAACAGAAUCAGGUCUAAGAGUCCUCAGCUCAGUCUGGAUCUUUUGUUUGGAGUCGGGCCCUGGAAGAACCGGUGAGUGGGUCUUGGUCCACUUGGAGUUUCAUGUUCUGACCUGUACUCGUUCUGACCCUGUUCUGGUCUAGUUUGGGUCAGAAGUGUCCUGUUGAUAAAAACUGAGUUCUGUUGUGUUUGGUUUGGUUCUGUUGGGUGUGAUCCACAAACAGCAGUCAGGUUCUUCUGGUACCAGGUUGUGUUAGUUGGUACAGUAUGGGACCUGUUUGAUGCAGCUUCCUGUUUUCUCAGGUUAAUGUUAGGUUCAACCCAAACCUGAGAUUAAAGUUUAUUUUUCUAAACAGAUUUUUGUACUUGUUUCACUUUGUAGCAAUAAAAAACAAAAAGCUUCUAACUCUCAGGUUCUGGACCAUCAGAACUCAAGAGUCCAGGUUCUAGAUGUCCUGAUGAUGUCAGCUUCCUGUUCACAUGUGUAAACAAUGUUUGCUGUUGAUGUAGCCCUAAAGCUGCAGGGCAUGAUGGGAGAUGUAGUUCAGUGGAGCAGCUGAGAGUCCUGAACUGUUCAUGUGCUAAAAUAAAAACUGCUAGCUAACA